AUGGACCGCAUUCAAGAGGAACUCCGCAAGAUAGCCACCGCUACGCAGACCGCUGCCGACGAGGUCGUUAAACUCCAAAACUCUCAAGCCGCCGCCCAGAACCGACCGAGCGAGGAGAUUCUGCAAGCACUUGGCCGCAUCGAUAAGCGCCUUGACGCGCUUGGGCACGCCAUCAUUAUGAGUCUCACUAAGCUUGAGAGCAAGCUGGACCAGAUGAAAUAUGACAUCGAGGACCAAAUCAACGAUCGCAUUGCCAAGAACAAGGUAGCAUAUCACUGCGGAUUUGGCCAUGAUGUGUCCAAGCUUAGGACUGCUAAUUGGACGGCUUGGGGUACGACAUUUAGCCGUCGUGAAGAUGUGCUUAAUCGUAGUGGUUUGGACGAUCUCCUAUCGACGGCCAUGAAUAUGGACAGCCUUAACCCUCUCAUUCUCCAAUUGCAUGUUGCUAAUUCUCAUCCUUACGGCCGCAAGGCUGUGAAAGCCUGA
This is a messenger RNA of Trematosphaeria pertusa, 486 nucleotides long. RefSeq lists its product as uncharacterized. NCBI's taxonomy places the organism in Eukaryota, Fungi, Ascomycota, Dothideomycetes, Pleosporales, Trematosphaeriaceae. The coding region runs from base 1 to 486 and encodes 161 amino acids. The record is from RefSeq and is a predicted model, not a curated record. The transcript has 2 exons.